UUCAUGCGAUUUACUCUCUGAUGACAGAGCGGUUCUAGCCAAAAUGGCUGGUGCAAUGUUAUUCGAGAGGGCCCGUGCUGUUUCCAGCACAAAUAGAGAAGAAGGUAUUGAUUUGCUGAAUAAAAUUGUGCGGGAUCAAGAAAUUGCCGAGAAUGACGAAGAUACCAUCCGAGUUAAGGAGCAAGGCAUCUUGCAACUUGGUGAGCUGUACAAGAAGGAAGGUAAAGCUAAGGAGCUUGCUGACCUAAUCAAAGCAACUAGACCUUUUUUAAGCCAUAUAAGCAAAGCCAAGGCAGCAAAAUUGGUGAGAUCACUUGUUGACUUUUUCUUAGAUUUAGAAGCUGGCAUAGGAAUAGAAGUGCAGUUGUGUAAAGAGUGUAUAGAAUGGGCAAAAGAAGAAAGAAGAACGUUCUUGAGGCAAUCGCUGGAAGCUCGGCUCAUAGCCCUGUACUUCGACACUGGCAUGUUUUCAGAAGCUUUAUCUCUUGGAUCUACUCUGCUAAAGGAGUUGAAGAAACUGGAUGAUAAAAAUCUGCUUGUGGAAGUCCAGCUUCUGGAAAGUAAAACAUACCACGCUCUAAGUAAUCUUCCCAAAGCACGAGCAGCACUUACAUCAGCAAGAACAACGGCAAAUGCUAUUUACUGCCCCCCAAAGUUGCAAGCAUCAUUGGAUCUGCAGUCUGGGAUUCUUCAUGCUGCUGAUGAAAAGGACUUCAAGACAGCAUAUUCUUACUUCUAUGAAGCAUUUGAAGGUUACGACAGUGUGGAAUGCCCAAAAGCGUUGACAGCUCUCAAGUAUAUGUUACUUUCGAAAAUAAUGCUGAACAAUCCUGAAGACGUACAUCAAAUUAUAAGUGGUAAAUUGGCGUUGAAGUAUGCAGGCAAGGAUAUAGAGGCAAUGAAGUCUGUGGCUCAAGCCAGUCACAAGAGGUCACUUGCUGAUUUUCAACAUGCUCUUAAAACCUAUAAGAAAGAGUUAGAAGAUGAUGUGAUUGUGCGUGCACAUUUAGGAACAUUGUAUGACAAUAUGUUAGAACAAAAUCUUUGCCGUAUUAUUGAACCAUAUUCCAGAGUUCAAGUGGAAUACAUAUCUCAGUCUAUUAAACUCCCAAUGCAACAAGUGGAGAAGAAAUUGUCGCAGAUGAUCCUUGACAAAAAGUUUCAUGGUAUAUUGGACCAAGGUGAAGGUGUUCUUAUUGUGUUUGAAGACACUCCAGUGGAUAAGACAUAUGAAACAGCUCUAGAAACAAUACAUAGCAUGGGAAAGGUGGUGGACACUUUGUACCAGAAAGCAAAAAAACUGUCUUAAUUUCCAUGUGCUAUAGAUGUAAAUUAAGUUCUUCAGAUGUAAAUAAAAAUCAGUUUUUGUGAACGCAGUUAUGUUAAUUUAAUUCUUGGUUAAGCAUGUUACAUUUACAUUUUUUAUUGUACCACAUCAUUCAUUGUCUUGUUCAUUCUUUGUUUGCUACAGUGUAACAAAUUAACUGUUCUAAGAUCACAUGAAUUCAGUUGCCUAUGGGAAUUUUCCAAUAAAUAACUUUUGUAUCUCUUCAUA
This is a messenger RNA of Schistocerca nitens (vagrant locust), 1555 nucleotides long. Its product is annotated as 26S proteasome non-ATPase regulatory subunit 11-like. The coding region runs from base 44 to 1309 and encodes 421 amino acids. Gene Ontology annotation, cellular component: proteasome regulatory particle, lid subcomplex. The record is from RefSeq and is a predicted model, not a curated record. Gene Ontology annotation, biological process: ubiquitin-dependent protein catabolic process. Gene Ontology annotation, molecular function: structural molecule activity. NCBI's taxonomy places the organism in Eukaryota, Metazoa, Arthropoda, Insecta, Orthoptera, Acrididae. The transcript has a single exon.